ACAAGAAUUAAAUUCAUCAUUAUCAUCUUGCAAAUAUCAUAGGUCAAUGGAAUGAGUUAAGUUAACGAUAGAAAAUAGGUCAUGGCUUCUAGGAGGAAGCCAAACAAACCUAUUCUCACAAUUCCAUCAUGUGCAACUGUCAACGAAAGGAGCCCCACCCCGUCACCUCCUCCCAGUCAGGAGUCUUCCAUGGAUUCGUUUGUAAGACAACUUAAAGAAGCUGUAGAAGACACUGAGCUUUCCACAGCCCAGAGGGCUAGGAUGAAUGAGUUCUUCAACCAGAAGCUUCUGCUCGGAAGUGAAAUGAAUGACGAGGAUUUCGAGAAGAUACACGAACUUGGAGCUGGUAAUGGAGGUGUGGUGAGCAAAGUUAGACAUCUCAAAUCGGGGAUAAUCAUGGCUAGAAAGUUAAUAAGACUGGAGAUCAAGCCUACCAUAAGAUAUAGAAUAAUGCAAGAGCUGACAGUUCUACACAAGUGUAACUCACCCUACAUUGUGGGAUUCUACGGAACCUUCUUCAGCCCAACUGUGGGGGAAAUAUCCCUUUGUAUGGAGUACAUGGAUGGUGGAUCCUUGGAUCUUAUUCUCAAGAAAUGUGGACGGAUCCCUGAACCAAUUCUAGGGAAAAUAACCGUAGCGGUGUUGGAAGGAUUGAAGUAUCUGAGAUACCAACAACAAGUUUUACACAGAGAUGUGAAGCCUAGUAACCUCCUAGUGAACACUAGAGGAGAGAUCAAGAUGUGUGAUUUUGGUGUCAGUGGUGAACUUAUCAACUCUAAAGCUAAUACCUUUGUGGGAACUAGAUCUUAUAUGUCGCCGGAGAGGUUGUUAGGAACCAGAUACAACAUCAGGUCCGAUAUCUGGAGUCUUGGAUUGUCCCUGAUUGAGAUGGCUAUAGGACAGUACCCAAUACCUCCACCUGAUCCUGCUACCCUUAGAGAAAAUAGAGAUAAGACUUUAACAGCUGGAGAUACGGUUGAGGAUAAUGACCCCCGACCACCCAUGGCUAUAUUCGAGCUUCUUAAUUAUAUCGUUAACGAGAACCCGCCAACACUUCCAGUGGAGGAUACUUUCUCGGAGCCUUUUAGGGACUUCGUCAGUAAAUGUUUGGUCAAAGAUCCUCAAGGGAGGUCAGACAUAGCUGAUUUAGAGGCACACGAGUUUUACAUAAUAUCUCGAAACUCUGACGUAGAUAUGGCAGAAUUCGUAAGGAGUACGAUCAACAAUAGUCAGUGAUAGGAUAACAUGAUUCGGUUCCCGAGAACCAGGUCUUCUGCUCUGCACUAGGAUGAACCAAGCCGACAAUUUGAUGUGACUUCUCAACUUAAGGACGCCCUGGACAUUCGAGAAGUAUUAUAACAAACGUGUAAAUUCGAAAGGAAAAGAAAUGCUGAAAAAACAAACUAUCAAAAAAGAGGGACCAUUCAGUUGGCUGAAUAUUUAAACUGUUCUAAUUCGUUGUUUGAGGGGUUAUGAUAUUGGAGACUUUCUUUUAAGUCUCGUUAUUUCCCCACUUACCAGACAGAUGACAUGUUGGAUUUAUUUUUGAAUAAAGAAUCAUUUUUAUUCCCAGUUGUUUUAACCUCAUGCAAAUUUUGCUAUUUUGGCUGCCCAAUUUUACAGGGUUUACCCAACGCAAUCACGGAUCAAAAAACGAUCUUACCAAAACUUAAGAAUGCAAAAUAUUUAAAGGGACCAAACUUCUCACGGCGUCUAACGUUAAAUUUCCCGGGAGAAUUUGAUUGUAAUCCAGAAAUUCAGGAGAAUGGUAUUUAAUUUUAGGUUUAAGUUUUGAAAUUUUCAAUUUGUUUCACGGUUUUGAGUCGAUUUUAACUUGCCCAUGUUAUUUGUGCUAUAGCCCCGUGUGCAUGAGUAAGGUGUGUAUUUAUAAUGCCGUUUAAUGUUGAAACUAAACACAACUGCGUCAAAGCUGGGACAGCAGACCUGACUAGAUCAGGCUGAUUUGGUGCGUUUCACACUAUUGUCACGCGUACAAGCACUAUUGUCACGCGUACGAGCACUAUUGUCACGCGUACAAGCACUAUUGUCACGCGUACAAGCACUAUUGUCACGCGUACAAGCACUAUUGUCACGCGUACAGGCAUUAUUGUCACGUGCACAGUACUACAUGUCACGCGUACAGUACUACAUGUCACGUGCACACUCGUGAUAGGGAACAGUGUGAGACUUUAGUUCUCACAAACUACCAGACAAGUGGUACCAGUCUGCUUCCCAAGUUUGUCACGGUAAAGCUUUUAGGGCCUAGCGUAUGGUCAGCAUAUGCUAUCAUAUGGUUAGCGUAUCCACAGUAAAUUAUUUGUUCUUCACCCAAGUUUUCUGUUAUUAAAAA
Bolinopsis microptera is the source of this 2350-nucleotide messenger RNA. RefSeq names its product dual specificity mitogen-activated protein kinase kinase 2-like. Gene Ontology annotation, biological process: protein phosphorylation. The record is from RefSeq and is a predicted model, not a curated record. Gene Ontology annotation, molecular function: protein kinase activity; ATP binding. The transcript is spliced from 11 exons. Lineage: Eukaryota; Metazoa; Ctenophora; Tentaculata; Lobata; Bolinopsidae. Bases 82 to 1236 code for a protein of 384 amino acids.